AUGAGCAGCGGGGCGGCGUCCGGGACCGGGCGGGGGCGGCCCCGGGGCGGGGGGCCGGGGCCUGGGGACCCCCCACCCAGCGAGACCCACAAGCUGGUGGUCGUGGGCGGCGGCGGCGUGGGCAAGAGCGCGCUGACCAUCCAGUUCAUCCAGUCCUACUUCGUGUCCGACUACGACCCCACCAUCGAGGACUCGUACACCAAGAUCUGCGCCGUGGAUGGCAUCCCGGCCCGGCUAGACAUCCUGGACACCGCGGGCCAGGAAGAGUUCGGGGCGAUGCGGGAGCAGUACAUGCGCGCGGGCCACGGCUUCCUGCUGGUGUUUGCCAUCAACGACAGGCAGAGUUUCAACGAAGUGAGCAAGCUCUUCACGCAGAUCCUGCGAGUCAAGGACCGCGAUGACUUCCCCGUCGUGUUGGUGGGGAACAAGGCUGAUCUGGACGCCCAGCGCCAGGUGUCCCGGUCUGAGGCUACCUCCUUUAGUAACUCCCACCAUGUGGCCUACUUCGAGGCUUCUGCCAAACUGCGCCUCAACGUGGACGAGGCUUUUGAGCAGCUGGUGCGGGCUGUCCGACAGUUCCAGGAGCAAGAGCUUCCUCCCAGCCCGCCCAGCGCCCCCCGGAAGAAGAGCGGGGGCUGCCCGUGCGUCCUCCUGUAGCCCAGGUCGAGGGGUUACCCCCACACAAGCCCUUGGGACCAGCUGCUCAGCCAAGCCUCAGUUUCCCCACUUGGAGCUGCCAGAACACACUACACCCCAGUCCUUCCUUCCUGGCCCCUUCAGGCCUACUGCCACUGUGUGCCUUCUGCCAAAAUCCCUUUGCCUGCCCCCUCAAGCCCCUGGUAAGGGUGAGGGGCUCCCAGGUAUCAGGGUCACCGCUGUAUAUAGUCCCCUCCCCAGAAUAAACAUCUGUGCCAAUAUAA
Molecule: messenger RNA, 920 nt
Organism: Suncus etruscus (white-toothed pygmy shrew)
Lineage: Eukaryota; Metazoa; Chordata; Mammalia; Eulipotyphla; Soricidae
Gene: RRAS
Product: RAS related
Exons: 6
Coding region: 1-657 (218 amino acids)
Biological process (GO): signal transduction
Cellular component (GO): plasma membrane
Molecular function (GO): GDP binding; GTP binding; GTPase activity
Source: RefSeq, a predicted model, not a curated record